CCCCGUUAUAACCCGAUCACCCUUUUAACAUUGUAUGAUCGCCAAUUUCCUUCUCCGUUUUUGGUAUACGGCUUAAAACAGCGUCAUGUUGCUUCAAACAUAUAGGAUAUACAUAUUUCUGUGUGUCUUGGUGUGUAUGUAUAUUAAUUUUUCGUGUGCUUCAAUAAUUUUUGGAAUAGAUUCCAUUCAAGGUGAUAUUUUCAAGAAAAACUGUUCAGAUCCACCCGUGGAAACCAGAGAAGAGAUGGCGGACGUUGUUCUGACCGGAACUGUGAAGAAAAAGUCCCCGGAUCCCCGGAAUCGGAACUUGUAUUCAGCAAGCGUAGAGGUGAAGAGGGUUAUGAAGGGCAAGGAAAAACUAUUUGGGGUCAAGGGCAUGACCUCGGUCAGGGGUCGCAUGGUGACCAUACGAGGGUUUGGGGAUCCGGGGAUUUGUGAGAGUGACGUAAGAGUGUUCGAUACUCGUAUUCUGAUGGUGACCUUUGAGGACGGGGUGACCUUGAGACUUAAUUCUAGUGUAAUCAGACUGUCAUUGAGGAGCCUGAAGCGCGUGGAAAACGCUGUCAAAGAUAUUCCAUAUGAUGCUCCACCAAAGAAGACAAGAUCUCCCUGUGAUCUCAGCUUCUGUCCUUUCCAUGCUCAUUGUAUCGUUAAGGAGGACAAGGCGUACUGUGAAUGUAUAGAUAAAUGUUCCUCAGACGGUCAGCUAGUCUGUGGAACAGAUCACACCACCUACAGAAACCUGUGUUACCUCAAAAAGGCCAGCUGUGAGGAAAGGAGGCGUGUCAACCAAGCCUACACAGGGAAAUGCCUACACACGGAAAUAUGUAAGGAUCUGGCGUGCACCUCCCCCCAGGUGUGUAUCGUUGACCCCGACACUCGUAUCCCGCGCUGUGGGUGUGUCCAGAAGUGUGAGGACCGAAUGGCUCAGGUGUGCGGGACGGAUGGACGUCAGUACAGCAACAGGUGUAUGUUAGAACUUCACGCAUGUCAGAGUCGGCAGAAUAUCAAGGUCAAGAACGAGGGACCCUGCCAAGAUUAUAGGCAGCUGACCGAUGACAAUGGUGAAAUUAAGCCAAUGCGUGAGGGUCCAUGUGCCUCCGUGACAUGUUAUUACGGUUCGUGCCGGAUUGACAACCGUAAUCGGGCCAUGUGUGACUGUGAGCCAGAGUGUCCCGACCCUGGGUCUGACCCCCCGGUCUGUGGGUCUGAUGGACAGAACUACCGCAGCGAAUGUCACCUCAGGAAGGAAGCCUGUGAGAGCGGGAAGUUGAUCAGCAAGAUACGGGACGGACCAUGUGCCUCUAUACCAGUGUCUUGUCACACUAAGCAGUGUGGUCGAGAUCAGAGAUGCGUGGAGGAGAAUGGCCGCGUGAUGUGUAUGGACAAGCCGUGUAAAAAUUGUCGGGGGGAACCAUUUAAACCUGUCUGUGGCAGCAAUGGGGCGUCUUAUGACAACAUGUGUGAAUUACUGAAGGCUAAUUGUACAACAGGAAGUGACAGCAUCAUUAAUCUACAACAUUAUGGUUAUUGUGAUAAAGAUGGCUGUGGGGACAUGAGAGGGGCGUGUGAGUACUACGGAGUGUGUAACAGGCGGGGGGGAUCUGCUCGGUGCGUGUGUCCUGACGCUAUAGACUGCUGGGGAGCUGACUCAAAAAUCUGUGGCAGUGACCAUAAAACAUAUGAGAGCGAAUGCAUGAUGAAAGUGACGUCGUGUAACGAGAGGAGGGUUAUAUCUGUGACAUCAGUGGGGGAAUGUACCACGUGCCAGGAGGAGUGUGGGUUUUUCUCUAAGUGUAUGUACGGUCGCUGUGAAUGUGAUGCGUUUUGCUCCUCUGAGGGUCCUCCCGUCUGUACCAGUGACGGACAGAGGUUUAACAAUGACUGCGAGAGGAGGAGGAAUGUGUGUGAGAAUCGACGGCAGCUCAAAGUCGUGCCUUGUGAAACUAAAGGUUGUACAUCUGACUAUGAGUGUCUUUACUAUGGUCAGUGUAUUAAAGGCGUCUGUCAGUGCGGCCGUGUCUGUCCCCGCGUGCAGAAGACCGUGUGCACAUCUGACGGUCAGGAGUUCUAUAACGAGUGUGAACUACAGAAACACAUGUGUCAGCAGCAGAUCUCCCUGACGUACACCAUCGGGGAGUGUCCCAGAGAAGGUUCAGGAUCGGGGGCAUCUGGGGAUGGCUUGGAAGGUUCCGGUGAGGAGGAGUUUACGAGGUUAUUGAUGUGUGACGACAGUUUGUGUGCCUACGGAGGAAUAUGUCUGCCGUACCCCGAUGGAACACAUAGAUGUACAUGUGACUUUGGAUGUAUUGCUGUGAGAGAUCCUGUGUGUGGAUCAGAUGGACAGACCCACGGGAACCAGUGUGAAAUGGAAGAAGCAGCGUGUAAAGCCGGCAAAUCUAUUGUAGCCGUGAAUCCAGAAAACUGUGGCAAUGAUUUACUAGAGGAGGCUUGUGAUGGUAGCACUGCUCUUGUGAACCCAGUAACAGGCCGGGAUUAUAACUGUUCAUCAGAACUGUGUCCCCCCAUAAGCUACUGUCAUCUUAAAUAUGGCAAAUGCUGCCACGAAGAAAAAUCAGAUAUUGUCGCUGGGUGCUUGGACACCAAAUUUGGAUGUUGUCCAGAUCAGGUGACCAUAGCUGAGGACGCGGAUCAUAAAGGCUGUCCUUCUGAUUGUGGUUGUAAAAGUCCAGGCUCGCGCUCUAUGUCAUGUGACCCUAAAACCAAAGCAUGUGAAUGCCAUCCAGGGGUCGGAGGUCAGAAGUGUGACAAAUGUAAGCCGGAAUACUGGGGUCUCAAUCCCGAGACGCGGCAGCAAUACACACCGGGGUGUGUCAGUUGUGACUGUAAUCCUUUUGGUUCCACUCGCUCGGAUUGUAAACAGAACGAUGGUGGGUGUGUCUGUAAACGAGGGGUCAAAGGUCACAAGUGUGAUACUUGUGAACAUGACGAGAGUCCAGUCUCAUUUGAUGUCUGUGGACAGGAUGUGCAGGCUAUUUAUAACCCUGAACACAGCUGUAGCAGAUCGGCCGGGGAGUGUCAGUUUGGGGCGUAUUGUCAGGACACGCUCUACGGAGCCGAGUGUCGCUGCGAUCGAUUGUCCUGCUUCUUUUAUCCAGAGGGUGGCUACUCUAUAUGUGGCUCGGACGAUAAGACGUACAUCAAUGAAUGUCACAUGUUUUUUGAGAGUUGUAAACAACAGAGGAACAUCACAGUUAAAUACAUAGGGCCUUGUACAGGGAGUGCCACAAGUCAUCCAUCCUCGUAUACCCGAACCCGAAAGACAACGGGACGACGAAUUGGUGACUACACUCAGAGAACAACAACACGGACAACAAGACGACCACCAGUAGGAGGAAGGAAAAUCAAGGAUAUCUGUUUUGCCAGACAUGACUGUAUUGCUAACAACAGCGAGUGUCACAUGGGAGUAUGUCGCUGUAAGGCGGGAUUUAUCAGUACCCUGGACGACACAGACUGUAAAAAGGUCCUGGAGAAGGCGCUAGAUAACAGGACGUAUAUAAACCCGUGCUCGGACAGUCCCUGUCUAAAUAACGGUCAAUGUCAGCUCGACGCGUCCCUGGGGUACCGCUGUCUGUGCCCACUGGAGAAAGCUGGUCCCAUCUGUCAUAAAGCUGCCAAGUUCUCUGUGCCCUCCUUUACUGGGAACAGCUCUUACCUCCAGCUGAGACAGAGGACCAAACCAAACAAUGACCUUAUGUUCGAGAUUCGGGUGAAAAUUCUGAACAAUGACGGAAUUAUUACCUUUGCCAGUCAGUAUCCUAACGGAACUGGGGAUUUUAUAGCCGUCACUGUCGUCAAUGGCUACCUGGAGUUCAGGUAUGACUUGGGGAGUGGUCUAGCUCUGAUCCGAAGUCGAGACCAGCUGAAGAGAAAUGUGUACCACAAAGUCGUGGUCAACAGAGUGGGCAAGUCUGGUCAGUUACAGGUGGACAACAGUCCAGUCCUACAGGGGGAGAGUGAAGGGGCACUGACCUCUCUUGACCUUGGGGAUUUCCUCUACCUGGGGAACAUUCCUGAUGAAGCUAAAGGGGCCAAGAAACUGCUGGGUCUACAGGUCGGCCUGGCAGGUUGUAUCGACUCCUUCGCUGCAGGGAGCACCAUGUCCCCCUAUACCUACAGCCUGAGCUAUCCCUCCAGGAGCGGGGAUCUAGUCUCGGGAUUGGACGUGUGGGAGUGUGGCAGCAACCCCUGUAGUUCCCUCCCCUGUCAUAACGGGGGAUCCUGCUUCAUGGCCGAUAAGGAAGUCUUCCAUUGUGAAUGUGAACCUGGAUUUACAGGUGAUUUUUGUGAGGUGGCAUUAGAUCCGUGCCUGAGAGCAAUGUGUAAGGAGGGAUCUACAUGUGUUGUGACAGAGGACGGAGGAUUCGAAUGUCAGUGUCCAGCUAACAUGGAGGGGCAGUUCUGUGAAAACGAGAAACUGGAGAGGAUAGCUGUUCCAGAGUUUAAUGGGUCGUCUCUGAUAAACCUUCCUCUCGGAGAAGUUGGAAGUCAUUCAGUGUCGAUCAGAAUCUGGUUCAAAUCAGCAAAACCCAACGGUGUGCUGCUGUAUGCUAGUCAGUAUCCACAAGGACUUGGUGAUUACAUUUCUCUGAACAUCAUUGAUAGACAGCUGGAGUUCCGAUUUAACGUCGGCACAGGAACAGUUGUAAUCAGGAGUACAAAGACAAUCAAACUGAACAAAUGGCAUGAUGUGUUGAUGCAGAAAAGUGACAGAACUGGGACUCUACAAGUAGAUAGUGACCGUACUUAUACAGGAAUGUCACAGGGAAUUCUAACGGAGCUGAACUUGUCUAACAGUGUGUUACAUGUAGGAGGCUUCAAUACCAGUGUUCCCAGAGACUCUCAGAUCAAAGCUAACUUCACCGGAGUUAUACAGAGGAUCUACAUUAAUGGACAUCUAUAUGACAAUCUGAUUCAAUCAGCCACGUCCUCAGUCAACGUCAGGGAGUACCACGGCCCCCCGUGUAAUGUCAACCCUUGUAUGAACUGGGGAGUGUGUGUACCACGACUAGAUGAGGCCGACUGUAAAUGUCCAACCAAGUACAUCGGGGCCCGCUGUGAGAAAAUGGCUGAUCUUAAAAACAAAGACUUACCCGUGGCAUUUGAUGGCAGCACCUUCCUACAGUAUCCUAAUGAAAUAACUAUACAACAAACAGCCCAGAGGGUGAACAGAUACAGCAUUGUGUUCAAGACCAGAUCCCCGACCGGCCUCAUUUUGUUCCAGAACGGACGGAGUAACAUCCUGGGUGACUACCUGGCCCUAGCUGUGGUGGGGGGACAGGUGGAGCUCAGCUACAAUCUGGGUAAACAGUCCGAGGGAGAUCUCCACAUCAUCCGGUCCUCGGUCAAGGUGGACGACGGACAGUGGCAUCAUGUCAUUGCUCUACGGGAUGAGAGGGAGGGAAGUUUACAGGUGGAUGGUGAAGUCCCUGUGGUGGAUCAAUCAUCUGUAGGGGCAGACCAGUUAGACACCAACGGCAGGCUGUGGAUUGGUGGUAAAACAGAACUUCCCCUGGGUCUGCCAAAGGAGUACUACACCGGAUUUACUGGAUGUAUAAAGGAAGUCCUUGUAGACUAUAAAUCUCUACAUUUGUUGGAGAACAGAAAUGAACAGAGUACCAGUUUAAUCAGAAACUGUGGAACAUCAUAGCAGAAUAAGGAGAUAAGUUUAUACUUCAUGUGGACAGAGCACCGAGAUGUGGAAUAUAGCAGGGUGAUGAAACCAGUUUAUCAAAUACAGAGUGAGAGAACCAGACUAGUAUAUUUUUUUUUUAUUUCAUCACCCAUUAUUUAUAGCCUCAUGUGGGAUGUGUAUGUAGAUGUCUUUAAAAGUGGACUUUUCUGUUGGAUUUUGAUAACUGGUCAUCUGAAGUGGUGAUAUCAGCAUGAGGCUUUGAAGCAGACUCUUUGUCAAAUAAUUUAACA
Molecule: messenger RNA, 5946 nt
Organism: Saccostrea cuccullata (small rock oyster)
Lineage: Eukaryota; Metazoa; Mollusca; Bivalvia; Ostreida; Ostreidae
Product: agrin-like
Exons: 36
Coding region: 86-5671 (1861 amino acids)
Biological process (GO): receptor clustering; cell differentiation; G protein-coupled acetylcholine receptor signaling pathway
Molecular function (GO): calcium ion binding; laminin binding
Source: RefSeq, a predicted model, not a curated record